AUGCUAGCUGGCAAGAUAUCUCUAGUACAUCGUAUUUUGAAAUCCCUUCACAGGACUCUGAAGUUCUGGGUUCAAGGUGACGAGAUAGAUGACUACUUGGGUCUGGAUAUGGAAGAGUUCUACACAAGCAGGAAUGUAGCACAAUUCGAAAUCAUCGCUCGAAAUGAAUACACGAGGAGUGAGGUGAAGAACCCGGUGGACUGCAGCCUUUUCUACCUCGCCUUGAGGAAGAAGACGGUGCUCCAGGGUCUAUGGAGGAUGGCAUCAUGGAACCGAGAACAGGGUGCGACCUUAAAAUUACUCGCGAAUAAUUUUGAUGAUCCUAGGUGGAGGACUACGGCUCUCAAGAAUGCGUAUGCACUAUUGAGCAAGAGACGAUUCUGCGCAGCAUAUGCGGCGGCCUUCUUCCUUCUCGCGGACCGGUUACAGGAUGCAGUCAAUGUCUGCUUGAACCAGCUGAAAGAUCUACAGCUUGCCAUUGCAAUUGCUCGCGUCUACGAAGGUGACCAGGGUCCAGUCCUCAAGAAAUUGCUCGAGGAUGAAGUGCUGGCUAUUGCCACGCAAGAGGGCAAUCGCUGGCUCGCAUCGUGGGCCUUCUGGAUGCUCCGCCGGCGCGACAUGGCGGUCCGCGCCUUGAUUACCCCCGUUUCUACUCUCCUGGAACCCCCAGCCUCUCCAGAUCUCAAGUCCAGAUCCUUCCUCACAGAUGACCCAGCCCUCGUGGUACUGUAUUCCCAACUGAGGCAGAAGACGCUGCAAACGCUGCGCGGUGCAUCCAAGGUUACCCCGAAGGUCGAAUGGGAGUUUGUCCUUCAUAACGCUCGGCUAUAUGAUCGAAUGGGUUGUGACCUACUGGGUCUCGAUCUCGGUGAGUCAGAAUUGUGA
Messenger RNA from Phaeoacremonium minimum UCRPA7, 885 nucleotides. RefSeq names its product putative wd repeat-containing protein. The transcript has 4 exons. NCBI's taxonomy places the organism in Eukaryota, Fungi, Ascomycota, Sordariomycetes, Togniniales, Togniniaceae. The record is from RefSeq and is a predicted model, not a curated record. Gene Ontology annotation, cellular component: RAVE complex. Gene Ontology annotation, biological process: vacuolar acidification. The coding region runs from base 1 to 885 and encodes 294 amino acids.